Pocillopora meandrina is the source of this 2467-nucleotide messenger RNA. Lineage: Eukaryota; Metazoa; Cnidaria; Anthozoa; Scleractinia; Pocilloporidae. The record is from the annotation of a GenBank genome assembly.
AUGGUGUUUCCAGACUACUACUUCUUUGCCGAAAGACGUUUGGUAAACCAUACCAUUGAAAAGAAAGGCGUCAAUAACUUGGAUGACUGUGAGCUACUGUGUUACCUGAACGACCACUGUGUCAGUCUUAACUUCGAAAAAGAUCCAGAGAAUAAUAGACCACUUCACAUCUGUGAACUAAAUAACGCCACUCAUCUAAAAUACGACAGUCAUUUGACAACUAAUGCCACUUUUUAUUGUCGCGGCUCGAAGGUGAGUUACAAAUCGAUUUUUCGAAGUUAUCGCCUUUGAAUAAUAUUAUAACAAAAAUUAAUCUUUAUACAAAUUUUUGUGUAUUCGAUCAUUCGGUAUUUCGUUUCUCCUUUUUUUUUUAGAACGCUUGUGACAAGAGUCCCUACUGCGAAAAUAACGCAACUUGCCAGUCUGGAUUUACACUCAAGGGAUAUCGAUGCUUGUGUCCUCCUGGAUUCAAAGGAGAAUAUUGUGAAAAGGGUAUGAGUCUAAGUCAACACUUGAAAUGAACGUAUAUGAGAUUUUUUCUGAUUUUCAAUGCUGGUAUGACAACUGUUCUUUAGUUGCUGAAAGUGGCGUGAAUUUAUGUCAUUGUAUAAGGUGCUGAAUCUUAGAAUCUAAGAAAAAUUUCUUACUAUAUUUUAUUGAGCGUGUGUAAUGUAUUCUUCGUUCGCUCGUUUGUAUAUUUUGGUUUUAUUUUGUUUUGGUUUGUCUGUUUGUUUGUUUUUUUUUUUGUUUUGUUUUUGUAUUUGUAUUUGUUUUUGUUUUUUGUUUUAUCUUUUAUUAUUUUUUAUUUACCUUGAAUGUUCGACGCCUUUCCAUGGCAAAAUAAGAGCAGUUCAUUCGUAUGUCGAGUGCUUAAUAUAGUAACUGCAAGGAGAGCUCAGAAAUAAUAGCUUAAUUGAAAAGUACGGCCAGAGAACUACUAAAAGCAGGAAGCUACAAAUAAAUUGAGGUUUUUGUGAGUUGCUGAGUUGCUGAGUUCCUAUGGCUGUUUGAUAGAAAUCAAAAUGCUUAUAUCUGUAAUUGAUAUUUAUUCAUGUAUUUUUUUUUUGGUCCUUCUUUCUUUCUAAUUUUACGACAGAUAAAUGUGAGGCAUUCAUUGGCAAAUGUCACAGGGAGGCUACGUGUAAUAACACAAACGGAUCAUACGUGUGCAUAUGCAAAUCUGGAUUUAUCGGAGAUGGGCAUAAUUGUACAGGUAACCUUCAUUAGUCUCAAAAGCCUUUAGAUUCUUGUUGAAUAAUGUAAUGAGAUUUUGUUUGGUUCGUUGUUUGUUGAUGUUUAUUUUGGUAACGUGGCAAGCCAUAUUUUAAUUGUUUAGAAUAGGUGAGACAGUUACCUGACUAAAAGUUAUCAAGAGAUAGGUUUUUUGCGUAGACAACUUUUUUUCAUCAGGUACGACAAUCUCGCGUUCUCGCAAUCCAGCAGAAGAUUGAAAACAGCCGCGGCUUGCACUCUUUAAACACGGUAAUGGCUUAUGCACAACAAUUUUUGCAUAAUUUCGAAAUCCCAUUUUUUUUUUUAUCUGUGAUUUCAUAGACAUUGACGAGUGUAAAGGAAACCACUCUUGUCACGAGAACGCAAACUGCACCAACACCAAUGGAUCACAUUUAUGCGAUUGUCAGCCUGGAUAUACUGGAAAUGGCCAAAACUGCACAGGUAAAUUCGGAAUAGCAAGGAAAUGCGGUCAAGGAUGAUUUAUUUUAGUUCGUUCUUUUUUUUUUUGGUAUAUAUAACGUGUUUUGUGCUCCCGUAGCAAAACAAGAGCAGUUUAAAGCGUAUGCUUUAGAUAACACAGUAAAGGCUUAUGCCACGGCAAUAUUUGCAUAAUUCUGAAAUCCCAUUUUUUCAUCUGUGGUUUCAUAGACAUUGACGAGUGUAAAGGAAACCACUCUUGUCAUGAGAAUGCAAACUGCACCAACACCAAUGGAUCACACGUAUGCGAUUGUCAGCCUGGAUAUACUGGAAAUGGACAAAAUUGCACAGGUGAAUUCGGAAUAGCAAGGAAAUGCGGUCAUGGAUGAUUUAUUUUAGUUCUUUUUUUUUUGUAUAUAUAACGUGUUUUGUGCUCCUUUAGGAAAACAAGAGCAGUUUAUAGCGUAUGCUUUAGAUAGUCUUUGCCAUGCCAAAAAAAAAAAUUGAAAAAAAAUAGCGGUUUGAAUUGUAGGUCCAACCCGAGAAUCGCAUGAAAAAAAAAAUUGCAAAUAAGUGUUCCACUUUUUUUCAUAUACAUGUACAUGUAUGACUUUUGAAUAAAACACAAAUUCCAUUUUUCAUUCUUUUUCUUUUUUUUCUUUUCUUUUUUUUUUUUUUUUUGACAGAUAUUGACGAAUGCAAAACAUAUUCCAACAAAUGUGACGUAAAUGCUCUUUGUAACAACACGCAUGGAUCACACGUUUGCACAUGCAAACCUGGAUAUACUGGAGAUGGACGCAACUGUACAGGUACAGUC